CGUGGUUUGUUUUAGAAACAAGCCACCCCGAUAGCAAAUACACUAUUCAUAGAAAACACGAUCCGGCUUCGAUAUUGCUCUAGAAAUUUUGUGGGCGUCUAAAGGUAAUAGAACCUUAGUCAUCGACGCAAAAUGGGUUACAACGCAAAUAUUUUUGUUACACCGGUGGAUCAAAGCCUACUGUGCGGAAUUUGCAAGGAAGUGUUGAAGAACCCACGCGCCAUGUAUUGUGGACAUACGUAUUGCGAAGAGUGUUUAGAAAACUGGUUUAAAUCCGCGAAAAACGUAAAGAAAACUUGUCCUAUAUGUCGGCGCGAUGUGAUUUCUUCCAACACCGCACCAGUUUUAGCUCUCACCGCAUUCAUUGAGGGACUUUCCGUGAAGUGCGAAAAUGCCGUGAACGGUUGUAAAAUGGUGUUAAAACUUGGAGACUUGGAGAAGCAUUUGGAAAAAUGCGGAUUUACUCUGGUAGAGUGUAGUGGUUGUGAUGAAAUAUUUAGUCAAAGUGAUUUUCACAAUCAUCGCAAAAAAUGCGCGAAGUUGAAUGAUACCGGCUGCUUCGAUGCCCGUGUGCAUGCCGAGAUCGUAGCGAUUCAAAACGAGCUCUUCAUGACAAAGAAGUCCCUUCGAACUUCCGAAGAAACCGUUCGAAGGUUGGAAUCCAAUUUGUUUGAAUUACGGGUACAAAGGCGAAUCCGAGCAGAGGCGACACGCGCCGAAGAUUUCCGAGAAUCCGUGUGGGAUCCUGAUUAUUCAUAUGGAUAUUCACCUCGAAGCAUUGUUCAUCUUUCAACUUUCAUUUCGUGUUUUUUGACUAACAAGCCACCUUACGUUGAUAAAGAACGCAUUUUUGUUUGUCUGAAACGCUGUUUUGAUUUUUAUCAUAACUGCGCAGCGUUCUGGCAAGAUGUCCACAUGCUUUUGGCAACAGCAUUGGCCAGUGGUUGGUUCGGGGAUGAACAGAGAAAGAAACUUGACAAUUGGUUGAAAACUUUGGCUCGUGAACGCCUCUUGAAGUGAGUUUCGCAUCAUCUUGGGAAGGAAAAGUCAGUAAGAGAGAGAGAAAGAGAAGAAUAGAAAGAAAGAGUUAAAACACUCCAUUUGGCCAAAAAUUACAUUUGAAUAAUCAAAAACGAUAUAAUUACCUCUAAAUGAUACAUCUAAAUUAUUAAUAUUAUAUUUGAGUAACUCGGGGCUGUCGUAAAGAAACCUAUAAGCUCUCCUGAACACGUUUAAUGACCUCGUUCACCAUCGAUUAGUCUAAACGUGUCAAAUGAAUAAAUAAGUCUCAGACAAAACCGAGAAAUAUCCGAGUGAAUUUUCCCACGUUAAAUUCGUUAGUUCAGUAGGGAUAAGAAUUUUACCGCUGCAGAAGAAUAGGUAACCUUGAUUGCUGAACACUAAAAACACUGGAGUCUCUGAAGUAAUAAAAAAACAAA
Pocillopora verrucosa is the source of this 1439-nucleotide messenger RNA. RefSeq names its product RING finger protein 151-like. NCBI's taxonomy places the organism in Eukaryota, Metazoa, Cnidaria, Anthozoa, Scleractinia, Pocilloporidae. The record is from RefSeq and is a predicted model, not a curated record.